Messenger RNA from Megalobrama amblycephala (Wuchang bream), 2452 nucleotides. RefSeq names its product RAP1 GTPase activating protein-like (gene rap1gapl). Gene Ontology annotation, biological process: activation of GTPase activity; regulation of small GTPase mediated signal transduction. Lineage: Eukaryota; Metazoa; Chordata; Actinopteri; Cypriniformes; Xenocyprididae. Gene Ontology annotation, cellular component: cytoplasm. The transcript is spliced from 18 exons. Gene Ontology annotation, molecular function: GTPase activator activity. The coding region runs from base 252 to 2042 and encodes 596 amino acids. The record is from RefSeq and is a predicted model, not a curated record.
CCGACCUCUAAUGUCAGUGGCAGGAGAUGGGCAUGCAAGAGUUAUUCCUGUCAGUCAACAGGCAGCAGGAGACAAGGAAGGAUGUAGGGAGAGAUUAAAUGAGAGAGUAGCAGGGGGCAGAGAGAAAAGAGAGAGAGAGCGAUACACAUGCACACACAGAGACAGAGAGAAGCAGUUAAUUCCUUAUCAGGAGUGAUGGCCUGCAUGCCUGGUUAGCAUAUUUCUGUGGUUGUCGGUAAUAAACACGUACCAUGGAGGGGAGAAACGAGAAGUUGUUCUCCAGAAAAAGAAGUUUCACAUUCGGAGCUUAUGGCGGGAUUGACAAAUUCAUCACUGGAAAUGAGAGCAGGUCAGCUUACAGUUUGGGUUUGUUGCUGUGGUCAGGUGUCUGGACUCAGUUACCACAUGCAGACUUUUCCAGAACGCUUGUCUCUGUGUGUUACAGCUGUGCAGAAUCCAUGGGUCACAGCAUACUGGAUAUUUUGGAUUCCCCCUCCAGUGAGGCUAAGCCACUCACUUCUGCACCGUCCAGUCAGAAGGUCACUGAGUUGUUUGCAAUCAUUGAAAAGCUACAGGGUAGCAGAUUGGAUGAACAACGUUGUGAGUUUCCACCACCUCUGAGGACACGGCUGUUAAAGAUUGGAGAUGGAUUACCUCUCAUCCUGCCCCCUAAAUCUGGAGGUUAUUGGAUCGACCCUCCCCUGGAUAGACACGUGGAGACCAGCCCUACUCUCUCACAGGGGGGAUUUGGUCUGGAGAGCUAUGACAUCAUGGAGAGAGACAGUGAAGCUAAAGUCUAUCAGGAAUUCUUCCGCCAUAGAUAUCAUCAUUCGUUCACUGCCAGUGACCCCUCUCUUGGGCCCCUAGUUUUAUCUGUUUGUCUUGAGGAAGAGGAAAAUCGCCUGAGAGUCAUUCUGAGAAUGAAGGAGUGCUCAAUUCAUGGCACAUUCUCUGUUUCUCUCUUUCAACAAUUCCCCACGGCAGUGGAGCUGGCAAAGAUGCUGUGCUCAAGUGUCAGCAUGUCAUGCUUUGAGGCUGUGAGUUACUUAAAGGCCCCAGAGAUCAUAAUGGCAUUUGAUGAACACAGGGUGUCUCAAAACUUUAAAUUUGGUGUCUUAUACCAGAGAGAAGGACAGUUAACAGAGGAAGAUAUUCUCAGUAACACUGAGGAAAGUGAGGAGUUUUUGGAGUUUUUAUCAAUACUCGGGCAGACAGUCAAACUGCAAGGAUUUACUGGCUUCAGGGGAGGUUUGGAUGUCUCGCAUGGCCAGACAGGAAAUGAAGCAGUUUUCACCUCCUUCCAUGGACGAGAGAUUAUGUUCCAUGUUGCCACUAAACUGCCGUUCACAGAAGGAGAUACACAACAGCUCUACUCUUCUGUUUUCCCCUCUCAGUUACAGAGAAAGAGACACAUUGGGAAUGAUAUUGUUGCCCUGGUAUAUCAGGAGGGUCACACUCCCUUCAUUUCGGAUGUGAUCAGAUCCCACUUCUUGCAUUGUUUUAUUGCAGUGCGGAGAAUAAAGAGAGAAAAUGAGGGAGAAGGAGGAGAUGGAGGAUCAUUUCAGGUAUCUGUCACUGCUAGGGAGGAUGUGCCCCCAUUUGGCCCACCCCUUCCUACACCACCCAUUUUUACAGAGGGCUCAGUUUUAAGAGAGUUCCUUUUGACCAAACUUAUAAAUGCUGAAAUCUCUUGUUACAAGGCCGAGAAAUUCAGUCGACUGGAGUUACGUACACGUUCAUCUCUCUUGGAAGCAUUGCGAUCUGAACUGUCUUCCCGCUCCCAAUGCAUGUUGGGAGAGCCGUCACUGCCUGGCAUCCCCCUCACUGAAGGAGGGAGGAAUGUUCCAGAGGGUGGUGGAGGAUUCAUUGAGAACUUUAAGAGAGCUAUUAGAGUGCGAAGCCACUCGUUCGAUACCUUGGGAGUACCAAAGAAGGCAGGUGGUGUAGCAGGGCAGCGACCAAAGGAUGGUGAAAGCGAGCAGACAAGCAGCGUGGGAUACACUGAGAUGAGAGGUCAAACCAGCCCUCAGGAUGACCUAUAGAUGAAGGUUGUUACUCUUUCGGCCUUAAGCACAAAAAAGACUUCAAGACUUCUGAAGACCUCAAGAUAGGUGCUUACCAUCCAUUAAAGAGUACAAAGCACAAUUAAGCAAAUAGAUUUUACUAAUACUUUGUGUAUUAAGGUAAGUUGUGACUAGCUGCAAGUGCAAUCAUGAAUAUAUAAGAUUUCAGAUAUUGUAUAUUAUCAUUUGAAUGUCUUCUUUAAAGUGGCAUAGUUAAGAUUCAGUGGCUGCUUAUAACUGAUGUACACCAGAGAAGAUGGGUUUAAUUUCUGGAAAUGAACUAUUUUUCUGAAAUGUAUUCAUCCAACUGUAAUUAAAUAUUUAAGUGUAUUUCAAAUAUAUUUCAGUUUGAUCUGCAAAUGAGAGACCCAAUAAAUCUGAUUAGAACA